CAGUCACUGCUAGUGACGCUCAAUAUUGACACUGAAGUAGAUCUGCUUGGCAAAUGGACAACUCAUUACUGAAAAAGACAAAUGUUAAAACUUCUAAUAGACAUACUUCUUGUCAGUCUUGUGGUUAGUGGCUUAGCAGCAAUGUGUCAACACAAAAAUGGACAGUCAUUGUGUUCCGAAUCAUCUUUUAACCAAACACACAACCUGACAAGUUCUAUUGAUGGAACAGUGAAGGGAGGUGAAUCCAAGAUCACCAGACGACCAAGGGAAAUUAUUUCCCCAAGUACAACCACCCAUAUUACACACACUCUAUUCCUAAAGACCAUUCAGAGUGAGCAGCUUGUACAGAUAACAUCAACAACAACUGUCAAGGGAGAUAAUAACAAUGACAAAGAAAAAAUUCUCAACAUUGUCAUACCUUUUGUCAGCAUCAUGGGUACAGCAGUGGUGUUGGUAAUAGUUUAUCAACUGGCACGGAAAUACAACUGUUGCAAUAACAAAGAGUGCCUGGACAGGUGCUCUGCAUUCUGCAAUGCUUGCAUGGCAACCCCAUAUGUGUACCAGAACACUAGGCCCCAGGCUACCUCUCCAGCUGGCAGACCCUCUCCACACAAACAUGUGAAGCACAAAAGCAUUGAGCUGCUCAAGAUGGAAGCAGAGGCAAAGAGUAGAAGAAUCCGAGAAAACAGAAGAGGAUCUGGCUACAAGGUUAGCAAAGGCAAGUCUUCAGAGUCUGUGGUAUUAAACCAACCACAGAAAGUCUAGGUACACUGUUCCUCUAAUAGAUAUUACACCAGUUGACAAACUCUUGUUUUGGCAGAAAAUGUCCAUUAAGUCUGGUAAAGACAGACACUUAAGUCACUUUGCACAUUUGUCUGUUCAGUAUUGUGUUGACACUGUCACUAGCAAAGCUAUUCACUUACAUCAGAGUGGACACAAAAUCAACAUUACACCUGGUUUUUAAAUUUGUAGUGGACACUGAGAUUGCUAUCAUAUCUGUCCAUUUAAUUUGUGAUAGAUACUGAUUUCACCAUUACAUUUUUCAUAUGCCUUCACUAAGUACUGGAUGAUAAACACAGAAGUUAUUGUCAGACCUGUAAAUUUCAUGCCAGCUAUACUCUGAGUUUACUAUCACACCUGUUAUACUAAGAGUUUACCUUCACACUUCAUCAUCAAGUUUUUUAUUGAUGGAAAUUGAUUCAAUUAUCAACUAUUACAUUUUAUCCAGGAUGGAGACAGAUUUCAUCAUCACAUCUAUUCAUAAAGUAUGACAGGAACAGACAAUGAGGUUACUAUUGACUAUCACAGCUAUCCAUUUAAUCUGACAUAGAUACUGAAAUUACCGUCAAGCAUAUCUCCACCUCAUUAUGGCAUCGGGAUUGAUGUGUAACACUCAAUGGAUGCUCAUUUCAAAUUGUUUGUUGUAGAGCUGAUAUUUUAAUCUUUUAUUGGAACUUGAGAGCAUAUUGUUUAGUACUACUUAAUGCAAGCAUUGACCUUAGGUGUUUCUUUUCCCUUGGCUAUUCUUUUCAGCAUUAUUAUAAUGCAUUACUAUUGCGCUUUUUUAAUCUUCUCAAAAGCAGUAACCCUCAGUUCAUUAAAAAAAAUAAAAAAUUCUUGAACACUAUUUUGAAAUUCAGUUAAUAAUUUCAAAUUUCAUAUUCAUUUCAAUUCAUGCUGUAAACAACCUCAAUUCAUGAUGUAAACAAAUUCAAUUCAUGCUGUUAACUACUAAAAUGGCCAGGUAAAAAUUCUGUAUGGCACAUUGCCAGCUAAGUAUUAGCAAUUAAUUUUAUUUGUGUGUUUAGAUUUUUUUGUUCAUUUUUUUUUCUCUCUACUAAUGACUUUGUUGUGAACUUCAGUUAUAACUCCAUUCUCUUAUAUUAUUCUCAUACUAUUGCAAACAUACAUUGGUAUCUGCUGAUGUGAACUUUGUUACUUAACAAUAUGACUUGGAUCCAUUAAUGGUCUGUGAGCUGCUCACUUAUGUUGUGAAAGAUCUCCAAUUUUUUUUCUUCUCUAUUUCCUACCUCAAUCUCUAUAAUCGUAAAUCUUGCUAGAUAUUUUUUGAAGAUAAACAAACUUUAUAAAUACAAUAAUUUUGGUUUUAAAUAUAUAUAUAUAUAUAUAUAUUUAGAAUUUUUAAUUACUCUUUUUUUAAGCAGUGUGUGCUAUAAUUGCAAUACAUGCAGUAACAUUUGUAUUAUUUGACCAGCUCAACCCAUAAAUACUAUUUACAGUGAUGUUAGAGAUUGACUACAAAUUUUUUGAUUAGUGGGCAAUAUUUUAGAGCACACAACUUUAAAACACUGUUUGAUUAAUGUCAACCCUGGGAAGAUACUGGGCUUUGUCCGGGAGUUGGGUUUGUCUGCAAGGGUCUCAUUUGUGAUGGGGCACAGAAAUUGUGAAAAUAUAAUAUUUACAACAUAUUUUUAUUGAAUUAACAAAAUUUUUUACUAUUUUUACUAUCUUAACUGUAAAUGGACCUUAUUUUUAGUGACUUGGCUUUUACUUAGCUCUUGAGAUGUGAUGGGAGAAUGAACCUUGAGGGACUAUGGGCGCGACAUUGACUAAAUUGUGCUGAUUUGCCAAAAAAAAAAAUAUCAACAAAAAAAGUUGCUUUUUAGAAGUAAAUAUUUUCUUUCAUUUUGCAGUGUAACAAUCACAGCAAAUCUAAAUAUCUUGUAAAGAGUCAGCAUAUUUUAUAAAUAAUAUUAUAAAAACAUAUUUUUCUUAUUUUUAUUUUGAACACUCAAUCACUUUAUCUAUGUUUAACAGUAAUUAUCAUAACAGAAUUGUAAGUUAAUAGUUCCAUGUUUGUUUAAUAAAAUUAUUUGUAUGAAUUUUUUAACAUCCUUGUUACAACUUCUAGUUUCUUGUUAAAAUUUUACCAAAGAAAUUUUUACAUUCAUAAUUUCAUGCUUGUAUUGCUGAUGCAAAAUUUUCUGUGAUCAUUUGUUUUUUUUAAUUGAACCUAAACAUAGCAUUAAUUGAGUUCUGUUGUGUGUUUUUUUGUACUAUUUAUUGCCCUUUUUUCCUUUGGUCAUGAAAUUCAUAAGGCAGCUUUGUAUAUUUGCACAUUAUUUUGAAUUGUUGUAGAGUUUAGUAUUUUAAGGUAUAUGUAUAAUUUUUUAAAACGUUGUGAUGAUAAAAAAUGAAAUCUUGAAAAAUUUUCACAUUCAAACAUCAUUUACUGCCUUAAUCAAGAUGCAUGCCUUAUCAGUUUUCUAAUCAUUUUGACUUUUUAAAACAUUUUAUUUACAUAGGGGAUUACACGAUAUGGCAAUAAAACUUUAGGUUUAAUCAUCAUAGACAAUAGACACUGUAAUGGGUAUCUUUUUAAGGUCUCAAAAAUUUUUUUUUUUUUUCUCUGUUGGUUUGAAUUAAAAAUGGGUUAACACUGUCAACUCUCAAUGAAAAUUUGAAUACGCUGUAGCUGAGAGGUAAAGCACUUGGCUUCCAAACCAGGGUCCUGGGUUUAAAUCCUGGUGAAGACUGGGAUUUUUAAUUUCAGGAUCUUAAUGUUAAUCAGUACAGAUUUUGAUAGGCCUACUAUCCAAAAUCACUUUUUUCCUAUUGUGAGAAUAAAGUAUGAUAAUAAAUGCAGCUAAUUUAAAAUUUAUCUUCAAUUUCAGCUUAUAUUAGCUACUUUGUAACUAUUAAAUUUGUAUUCCAGAAGGAAAAAUGUUAUUAUAUAUUUUAGAAUUGUCUUUAUAUAGUUUGAUAUGUACACAAAUACAUUUUUUUCUUUAACCUCAUCACAGUAUUACUCUUUAGAGACAAUUGAAUGCUUACGCAGAGGGUGAUUUUUAUCACCAUUAGAUCAUUCUUGCUUUGAGUGUGAAGUCCCACUAAAAAACAAGAAAGGUUUGUUCAGUAUACUCACCAAGAAAGGUUUAGUAGUUAAUCUUUUGUUAUGUCUUUCUUCUUCAGAGAAGUAGACAUUUUCUCUCCAUCUUGUGCAAUUCUUUUAUUAUUUAUCUUUAUUAUGUUUAAUUAGUAUGCAUUAUGUUUAUAAAUGUUACUUAUAUUAUAAAGAAUGUUUUAUGUUCAAUUUUAUAGUUAUGGUAUUAAAAAAUAAGUAGUUAUAUUUAAUGUUUUAUAAUCAGCUUUGUAGUUUUUAAACAUUUGUAAUACACAUUUUUUUUGUUUUAUGUAGAUCUAAUCAUCAUUAAACUCCAUUUGAGUGAGGGCUUGAAAGGUUCAAAGCCUUUCUUGCAGAAGCCCUGGACUGAAACCCUGCUGUUUUACAUAGUGCUUACAUGUCACUAUACAGGAUGUGACUUUGUUGUUUCCCAGACCUGUCAAGACAGAGAUCAGGUUUCCUCUUCUUCCCCUGUGCUGUAAUAGUUUGCUCAGGCCUGGGCAGCCUUCACUACAGUGAAGUGCAAUCAGAAGUGCUCCCAGACUGCUGGCUUUUUGUUACUCGUCCAAGCACUCAAACCAUUUUUCCAAUUCUGUUUUUUUUUUAUUGUUGCCAGAGCAUGAUGAAUACUCCCAGCCUACUCGGUAGGUGGUGUUAGCCCUCCCUGGUGGGCCAAGGAGUCAGCAAUGGUGUUGCCAGUCACACCUAUGUGACUUGACACCCACUGCAUUGUUACAGGGAUGCCAUAGCGUUGGUUUAUAUUGUAUGAAGCCAUGAUAAAUGUGUCAAUAAUGGGGGGUCAUGGUCCAGGGAUUUGCAAAGCCUGUAGUUUUGAGUCAGUUACCACGACAAUCUGUGUUGCUCUCACAUGUCCCUCACAGAGCUGUGAUUCAAUGAGAUUCAAUGACUUUUAGGGCUUCGCAGACUGCAAUUGCCUCCGCAUCAAAACUGCAAACUCUACCACAUUUUAAUUGAGUCAGAGCCAAGAAACUCAAUUUAGGCUCCAUAAGCUGCUCUUCCAAAGUCUAUUGAUGCCCACCCAUCAGUAUAUGUAAUCAGCUUAAUAGUUGUUUUUUUUUUUAAUUUAGUUAUAAAGAAUAUUUUAUAAUCAGCUUUAAACAUGGUUCAUUUUUAGAAUAAGGUUUAAAAUGAAAACAAUAAAGGAUAACAUUGCAGAAAAAUAAUACAAUUUUUGACCUAUGAUGUGUAUCGUACUUAAGUACAGUGUUUAAAGGUUGAACUAAUACUUUUUUUUAUGAUAUAAAAUUGGUGUUUGCUAGUUCUUCCAUAAAAAUUGGACAUAUUCUUAUUCAAACCUUUUUUUUUUUUACAUAAAAAAACUAAACUUUUAGCUAAUACUCUGAAUGAUGAAGUUCAUGUUUAUUUUACUUUUUUUUAUAAGAAGAGGUUUAGUAUUUACUUUGCCUUUAAAUGCAUUUGAAAAAAAAAUAAAUUUGUAUUUCACCUGCAAACAAAAAAAAAAAAAAAAAGAAAUGCUCAUUUUAUUUGGAAGUGAGCUAAUUGUGAAAGACAUUUUUUGGAGGCCUGCUUAAUUUUUAAAAAAAUCUGCAUUGGAGCCAGUUACUUUUUUUUUUUAAAUAAGAUUUCCAUUAAUUAAGAAUAUUGCAAUUAGUAGUUCUAAUUUGUCCUACAAUUGUCUUCUUUAGAAGGUGACUAAAUAUAGUUCUGAACUAAAUAUUAUAUGAUGUUUUGUAACACACUUUAAGGAAAAUGUGGCCCAUUGCCAACGAUUGAAAUGUGACUUCAUUCAAUAAAUAGAUUGGCUUUAAGCCACAUUUUUGCUGGCUUCAUGUCAACUAAAGAUCUUUUCCAAAGAAAUAUAACAAACUUUAUUUGGCUAAUCUCUAUUUUAAAAUGCAUGUCAAUGUCUUGUCUAGCUUGUUAAUGUUUCUCUUAUUUGAAAAUUAUUUAUUAUGUUUCUUUGUUCAAUUUCUUAUAUGUAUUUAUUUUCUUGAAAUGAACUGAGGAAAAUUGUAAAUUAUCUGGUGAAAAACCUUAUGAUGUUUUCUUAUUUACUUUUGUAAUUUGUUUUUGCAUCUGCAUUUCUUAUCAUCUAUUGUUAAAUUUGCAAUUUCUGCUGUAAUUUUGUUUUAUAUUGAUUAACCUGCAAACAUCUUUGUGGCAAAAUAUGCAGAUUGCAACUGGGUCAGUGUUUUCACAUGAAAUAUGCACUCAUCCUUAAUCUUCAGACCUGAAGACAAUGCCUUAUUAUAUAUUAACUGAGUGUUUACUUUACUAUUAGGCCAAACCUCAUUAUGUAGAUUUUCAUUUGGCCACUUUAAUUAGCCUAAAAAAUUAUGAGUCAUAAAGUUUGUGAGUUUUUUAGAUUGGUAAAAUAGCACUAAAGUAGUUUUGACAUAUAUGUUGGGUUUGAAAUAAUCAGAUGUAAAAAUAAAAUAAAUGAAUGUAUCGAUUUUCAUUUGGCCACUUUAAUUAGCCUAAAAAAUUAUGAGUCAUAAACUUUUUGAGUUUGUUUUUUUUAAAUAGUUAAAAUAGCACUAAAGUAGUUUUGGCCAUAUAUGCUGGGUUUGAAAUAAUCACUUGUAAAGAAAAAAUUGAAUAUAGUGGGGUUGGACUGUCUGUGUGCUACACAUGCUAGUACAUUGUCAAUACAUUUAGAAUUUGUUUUGUAGUUGUUGCCUAAUCUUCAAAGUCUAAAAUAUCACUGGUAAUCCUAUUGUGACAAAAAUGGGAAUAAAUAUUGUUAUGAAGAAUGAUUUCCCUUUACAUUGGGUAUUUAAGACCCUGUAGACUUUGUUUAAUUAAUGCUAUUUCCUGUGAAGUAACCAAUGGACAUAAAAUUUUCAAGCAUUAAAAUUUGGCUUUUGAUUUCUACCUCGUUAUUAUAUUCUUGUUGUCACCGCCUCUUCAUUUUAAAUUUCUUCUUUCUGUAGAUUUCUCUUCUCUCUCCUCCCUUCUACCAUUUCUCUCUUUGUUUUGCGGAUGAGUUAAGCAAUCUCUUCUUCUAGUUCCUUCUUU
Biomphalaria glabrata is the source of this 6865-nucleotide messenger RNA. RefSeq lists its product as uncharacterized. The record is from RefSeq and is a predicted model, not a curated record. Bases 82 to 765 code for a protein of 227 amino acids. The transcript has 3 exons. NCBI's taxonomy places the organism in Eukaryota, Metazoa, Mollusca, Gastropoda, Planorbidae.